AUGGAUGCCAAUGUCCCUUUUGCUGAUGAUCCUGUUGUCGACCCUGUUGAUCCCUUGGCUGAGAUUCCUGCUGAUGUGCCCAUUGCUGAUCCUGUCAUUCCAGUUGAGGCUCCCAUUGAGGAGGCUCCUUUUGAUUUAUUUGGUGCUUACUCCUUCGAGUCUGUAGCGUCCGCUUCACCGCACGCCCAGGGCGCACAGCUCUAUUCCUCUGAUUCCGACUCAGACAUGGCGAUGUCGGCUGCGCCUCUCGUUUUCCUCGACGUUGACCCAGAGCCAGAGGUGGAGUUUUUGCCUGAUGAGCCUGCUCCUGUUGGUCCGGAGCCGGUCGUUUCUUAUGAUCCCAUUGAGGCCCCAGCUGUCGCACCUUUGCCAGACCCUUUACCUGAGCCUGGUCAUGUCGAUAUGCCUCACAUAUCACCACCUGUCAUUGUUGCACCCGUCGAGUUACCACUGAUUCCUGAUGCUCCUGUUAUUGAUGCACCCAUUGUUGCACUGGUAGUACCUGUUUCAGCCCCUGUGCAUGCUGACCAUGCACCGUUUGCUUCUCACAUUGAUCCUCGUUAUGCUGACACCCGUAACGGGUGGAUCAAGGAUGAUGACUACCCACCGUUUGUGCUACCCGUCACUCCUCCCGUAGCACCUGUUUCCGCACCUACUGAGAUUCCAUUAUUCCACCCACACACCUCUGACAUCCAUCGCACUGAUCUUCCCAUCACAUUCCUCCAGGACAUACCGCCACCUCGUCCUGGGGAGGGUUCAUCGAGGCAGCCGCCUGUUUUUGUUCCACCUGUACCAUCAUCACUUCCGUUCAUGUCCCAGUUCCCUCACACUGCACCAUCUUCCGUACCGUCGGGCGAGCCGUUUCUGUGGGCACCCAAUGUUAUGCCGUUGUAA
Helianthus annuus (common sunflower) is the source of this 894-nucleotide messenger RNA. Its product is annotated as lysine-rich arabinogalactan protein 19-like. The coding region runs from base 1 to 894 and encodes 297 amino acids. The transcript has a single exon. NCBI's taxonomy places the organism in Eukaryota, Viridiplantae, Streptophyta, Magnoliopsida, Asterales, Asteraceae. The record is from RefSeq and is a predicted model, not a curated record.